Messenger RNA from Aspergillus lentulus, 846 nucleotides. Lineage: Eukaryota; Fungi; Ascomycota; Eurotiomycetes; Eurotiales; Aspergillaceae. The record is from RefSeq and is a predicted model, not a curated record.
AUGGCAAGCCCCGAGUCUUUGAUUCUUCAGUAUUCCGGAUCGGAAUUGGCAGACGAACAGUCUUUCCACAAUCACUUAGUAGAGAAGAUCUCCCAGGCAAGAGCAACAAAAGAUGCCAUCUACGCUGAGCUUGUUUACGACAACAUCGCUCCUUCCUGGAUGGCGAAUGUGGGGGAUGCACUUGAGCGGGCAAAAGGUGCCUUCUGCAAGAGUUAUAACACUUUUACUCUGAUCCUCCGAGUUGUAGCAAUGGCAUCAUUUCUGCAUAAUGUCGACCAGGUUUGGUGCCACCAAAGCGAGAUUCAAUGGCUUGUCUCCGGGAAACUCAAUCAGAAUGAGUCCGACAUGCUGCAUACCACAGCAAAUACCAUUUAUGAAUUUCCCGAUGGGCCAUUUGUUGGCAUCCACAAGGCACCCAAUGUAGCAAUCAACGUGCCAAACGCCAUCAUGCCCAGAAUUGUCGUUGAGAGUGGGUGGAAUGAAUCCCUUAACAGACUGCGAGAAGAUGCAGGAGAAUGGCUCGUCGGAGGAAAUGGAGCUGUCCAAGCUGCCAUCAUUAUGAAUUGGACCUCCAACCGCACAACCCGCCGUGUCCGCGGUGUCGUGGAGCUCUACACAUUGGACAGAAGUGGCAUGCCACGGCUCCAGCAACGCGAGAAGCAAAUCUUCCCGGUCCCACCGGGCAUCCAGCCAGGUAAUCAGGCAAUGACCCUGACACGGCGGAUGAUUUUUGGCCGGUCGGUCAGACCUGGCGCGAGUCCAGGGGAUAUUCUUCCCCUCGGCAUUGAUAGGCUGCGCACAAUAGCGCAGAUCGACAUGGCAAAGAUGGGGUACAGCCCUGCAUGA